AUGAAUAAUUCAAUUGUUAGAAUUGUUGAUCUACCUGAUGAAAUUUUGGUUACUAUUUUAAAAAAACUGCAUCAUUUUGAUGUAUUAUAUUCACUUGUGGGUGUUAAUAAAAAACUCGAUAACGUAGCAUGUGAUGUUACUUUCACUCGAUCUAUUGAUCUAACGACGAUAUCAUUAGAUAAAGCGGACGAUUCAAGAAUUAAUGCUAUACUUGAUCGAUUUUGUAUAGAGAUAUUACCUCGAAUUCAAAAGAGAAUGGAAUGUCUUACUAUUCAAGCAUGUUUCUUACAACGUGUUUAUCAUGCUAGCGAUUAUCUUAACUUACGCAGCAUUACUAUCGUCAAUCUCGAACUCAAAAUGGCUCCUGAUAUUUUCUUUAAAAAGUCUUCAUUUAUUCACGGCUUCAAAGACCAAAUUAAACAUCUAAGUGUAAAAAUUAGUGACGAAAUUCGAAAUGAAUUAAGGUUGAAAUUACUAACUGAUAUUUAUAAUUGUAUUUUCGCCUUGGUAUCAAGCCUAAAAUAUUUGGAUUUGGGUGUCAAUGACAAUUAUUUCUUUCGACGAUCAUUACUUAGCGGUUUAUCUUCGACUACAUUUUCGUCAUCGAGUAUUGUUCAUUUAAAUAUUAAAAUGAACAAUUUUGACGAUUGUCGUUAUCUACUUGAUGGUCGUCUUACUCAAUUACAUACAUUUAUUGCCAAUCUUGAUUACAUAUAUGAUCCAGUAUUGAUGAGAGUUAAUCCAUCAAAAAUCAGAAAGAUUUCAUCGAACAUCAAAAUUAAUACGAGUACUCUACUUAAACUCAAGUGUUUUUCACUGUAUGUAUAUCUUCCAACGACUGAAUUUGACAAUGAAGUUGUCCCGUUUCUUUGUCGAAUGUCACAUUUGGAAAAGCUCACAUUAUCUCUUGGUGUUCGCGGUCGAACUUCAUUCAUUGAUGGAACUCACUUAGAUAAUUGUAUACUUAGCCGAUUGCCGCAUCUGCAUGCAUUUGUCUUCGACAUCAUUACCGACUUUGUCAGGAGCACCGGACACUUCGAACCAUCUGCUGAUCAUAUUCGACGCACGUUCAUUCAAAGAGGACAUCAUGCUGAUUGCUAUAUCGACUAUCAUCAUAGUAAUAUGCGCCGAUGUCAUGUUUAUUCGGUUCCAUUGAAUAUGGAAUGUAUGCGUCAUAUUUCGCACGGUUUUCCUGGUGGUACGUUCAUCAAUGUUCGCAUUCUGAGUAUGCUCGAUGACUCUCACCCUUUCGAACAUAAUUUCUUUGCUCAGAUUUCACGCUCAUUUCCAUUACUUAGCCGUCUGAUACUUAGAAAUACAACACCACAAACGGAGAAACGGUCACACCAGUUAGUGAAACUUGAAGAAAUAUCCUCAGUUAUUGAGUAUUCUCAUCUCAUCGAACUUGACUGUACCCAUGCACAUAUCGAUUAUGUGGAACAGUUUCUUUCUAACGUCAAUACAUGUCUACCUUGCCUUUGCAAACUUCAUGUUCAAUAUGAACACUUAGUAUCUGUCACAGAAAAUUUUACAAGAAAUACAACGCUUAUGAAUUGUGUGAAAGUGAAGCAUAUUACAUUUGAUGAUAACGUGGCAACGGCGCGUUCAAAAGACUUUUAUCUCUAUUUUCCUUUACUGUAA
Rotaria socialis is the source of this 1641-nucleotide messenger RNA. The record is from the annotation of a GenBank genome assembly. NCBI's taxonomy places the organism in Eukaryota, Metazoa, Rotifera, Eurotatoria, Philodinida, Philodinidae.